AUGAGCUGCAUUACUCGUUUUCUGCUAUUCCUAUUGCCCUUCUUAGUUAGUUGCAAUAUAUGCAAUGAUCGAAUUCGUCUUAACAGACAACAACAGAAACCUUCAACUUACUGUUCAUCGUGCGCAAAAUAUAUCGAUGAACAAACAUUAGCUCCUAUUAUAGAAAUCGAUUUGCCAUCAUUAACACAAUUGACUGGUAUAUUUAUUCAAAAUUUAAAUCAAGAUCAAGGAAGAAAAACAAAAAUAGAUUCAUAUUUUAUUGAAUAUCGACGAACACAAGAUGGGCCUUGGCAUGCUUAUGGAAAACGUCAUCAACGAAAAUUGUUUAUCGAAAGACGUCGCUUAUUUUUUAAUGGCAAUGCUAAUUCAAAUGAAACACGUACAUUUCUUCCAUACAUUAUCGCACGGCAACUUCGAAUUAUUUUCGUAACAUCAUCUGUAUCAAUAUGUACAGUCAUUCAAGUCUAUGGUUGCCUAUCUCAAAAUGGUCUCAUUUCGACGCGCUUUCCUCAGCGAUCAAUUAUUAAUACUGAUUUAAAAUAUGAUGGUUUGAUUACAAAUACAACUGCUCGAGGUGGUUUAGGUAUGUUAACUGAUGCAGAUACAUAUCAAUUUAUUCAUUGGUCUCCAUCGUCAGAACCAAUUUUAAUUCUUUUUGCUUUUGAUUCAAUAAGAGAAUUUCAAUCAAUAAAUCUUGACUUAAAAUGUUCUUCAUUAUUAUCAUCAACUUGUUCAUUAAAGAUCAAUGUUGGAAUAUCAGAAAUAGUUAAAUCAAAUAAUAAUAAUCUUUGGACAAAUCGUUUUCAUUCAAUUUCAAUCAAUAGCAAUCAAUAUCGUGAUAAUAUAACAGUAAUACAUCUUAUACUCCCUGUAUCACAGACGAAAGGUCAAUUUGUAAUUAUACAAAUUGAUACAAAAGAAGGUUUAGCACUUAGUGAAGUAACCUUUAAUAAUCGAAAUGAAUAUGACGAUCAAGAUAUUAUACCAUCAUCAAUUUAUAUUGAAGCCAAUCUACGUCGAUUAGAAUUAUUAGCAAUUACUUCUAUAUCAAAUGAAAUUAUACUUCAACAUAGAUUAUCAUAUUUGUUGAUUUUUAUCUUAAUCAUUUGUGCUCUACUCUUAAUGUUUUUACUUAUUUCAUGUAUGUUUAGAGAGAAAAGAUUACAUAAUAUUGAAAUAAUCACUGAAGAAAACGAUCACGGUUCCACUUUAUCCAUAACGCGCUCAACGAACGAUGAAACAACUCAUAAUCAUUCUCAAUUAGAUUUAUAUUCGAAUCCCGAAAAUAACGACGAUAAAUUAACAUCAGAUUGUUUACGGCUUAUUAAUUCAGAAAAAAUUGUUAAUGAAAGUGCAAAAGCAACAAUACGUACACUGACGUCACAUCGACAAUCUCGAGUACAACGAUACUCCUGGUUCAAUUUUCAUUCUAUCUAUGAUCAUUUAUCUGAAUUAGAUUCAAAUGAAAUAGUAAUCAUGCAGAAUCUUGGGAUUCAAAAUAAUCGUCAGUGUUUUUAUAGCGAAUAUGGUCAAAAUAAAUUAUCUGUUAUACUAUAUGAACAUGAAAAUAAUGAAUUUUUCAAUUUAUCGAAAUUAGUCGAUCAUAAAAAUAUAGUUUCUUGUCUUGGUUAUGUUUAUGUAUCGCCUGAACGAUGUCUUCUAGUCAGUGAAUAUAGUCGAGUGAAUUUAUUAGAAUAUUGUCAAACGAUGAUGACUGAAAAUGAAAAUAAUUUAACAAUUCUUAUGGAAUAUCUCUAUGAAAUUGUUUCAGCUCUAAUUCAUCUUGAAUCAUUAAAUAUAAUUUUACGUGAUUUAACAUUGCCAAAUUGUCUUCUAUUUGAUAAUAACAUCAUAAAAUUAUCUGAUUAUGCGAAACAAGACGAUCGUUAUGUAUCGAGAUAUGUUCAACAAAUGCCGAUUCGAUGGUUACCUGGUGAUAUUGUUACAGGAGAUGAAAUUUGGUCUAUCGGAACAAAUACAUAUAUGUUUGGUGCUCUUAUAUUUGAACUAUUCCAUUGGGGUGCUUGUGUCCCAUAUAAUGAUUUAAAUGAUGAUGAAGUUUUGCAAUUCUUUCAUGAUUUAUGGCCAACCUCAAAACAAAAUAGUAUCGAGCCAUCUGUUCUUUUUUUUUCAACGUAUUUUCCACGUCCAAAUCUAUGCAACGAUCGUCUUUAUGCUUUAAUCGAACGUUGUCUUUCAUGGUCAAGUUUAGAUCGACCGUCAUUUCGAGAAAUAAGUCUCUGUAUAGAUGAAACAACAACUAUGCUGCCUUCAUGA
Messenger RNA from Rotaria socialis, 2277 nucleotides. NCBI's taxonomy places the organism in Eukaryota, Metazoa, Rotifera, Eurotatoria, Philodinida, Philodinidae. The record is from the annotation of a GenBank genome assembly.